AUGGCUUCACCGACGACCUCGAACCUGCCCUCAAGGGCCACCACCGGAUUGAGCGCCUUUAGUGACGAUGCUAUUCCCGAGGUCGACCCUUCAACCACGGCGGGACUGCUCGCAGAGCGACUCCAGGCGUGGAAGCAUGCUGUUGGUUACCUCGAGGAGUAUAUGAAGGCCAUGGAAAAGAUUCACGGUCACCACGCCAAAGAGUACGAGAAGGCGCUGAAGACCAUCUCGAAUCCCCUUAAGGAGGGCCACCACUUUGACCAAAGCCUGGGCGGAAUUGCCGGCUUCUUCGAGAACAUGCGCUCCAACACCCAAUCCAUGAUCAACACCAACAUCGAGACCGAAAAAAGCAUCAAGGGCUCUGUCCUCCCCGUUCUCGAGCGACUGCACAAGGAGAUUAAGCACAAGGCCAAGGAGCUGGCCCACGGUGCCGAAAAGGGCGCCAAGGAGGUUGAGAAGGCCCGUAACACAACACAGAAGCAUAUUGAGCUGCUCGGACAGCAGGCCGCUGCUUUCGACUCGGCUGGUGGUCACCUCCACAGCAAUGACGACCCCUAUGUCAUCUACCGGGGUGUUCUGCACCGCUUGAAUACUCAGGUCAUCACCGAGAACAAUCACCGCAACGACCUUCUCGCCGUCCAGAACAACUUCUCGACCUUUGAGUCCCAUGUUAUCGAGGUGAUCCAGCAAGCAUUCGAGGCAUUCGUGCAGCUUGCAGGUGGUCAGGCUGAGAAGACGCAUGCCCUUCACAACGACAUGUUGGGCUCGAUCCAGCGAGUUGGCCCCGAGUUUGAGUGGAAUGCUUUCAAGGACCGCAGCGCUGACCGUCUCGUCAACCCUAACGAGCCCGCCCGGUCUGUCGAGGCUAUCCAGUUCCCCAACAUGGACCACACGGCAACUCGUGCCCUGAUCGAGGGUUCACUGGAGCGCAAGUCGCGCAACAAGCUGUCGUGGGGUUACUCGACUGGCUACUACGUUGUCACGCCAGCCAAGUUCCUGCACGAGUUUAAGGACUCUGACAACAACCGUGUGGACCCCAAGCCCGAACUGUCCGUCUAUCUCCCUGACGCAGUCAUCGGCACGGUUCAGGGCGAGAAGUUCAGCGUCAAGGGCAAGGACAAGUCCAAGACAAUGAGCAGCAAGCUGACAGGCUCCACCGAGCUACAAUUCAAGGCACACACGGCGGCCGAUGCCCAGAAGUGGUUCCAGAUUCUCUCGGAUGUUGGCAAGUCGACAGCGCCUCUCAGUGUCGGUUCCAGCCCAGUUGCCUCCGCGCCCACGUCGCCCAACCCUCAGGGUGCCAACGACAACCCGCUUGACAACAAGCUGCAGUCUCCCAUCAGCCCGGCGGGCGAGCACAAGGCACAGGAAGCGGGCGUCGUAGGCGGCGAGGCCCCUGCCGCGACGAGUGAGAAGAAGGCAGAGGCAGCUUAA
Messenger RNA from Fusarium keratoplasticum, 1434 nucleotides. Its product is annotated as PH domain-containing protein. The record is from RefSeq and is a predicted model, not a curated record. NCBI's taxonomy places the organism in Eukaryota, Fungi, Ascomycota, Sordariomycetes, Hypocreales, Nectriaceae. The transcript has 3 exons. The coding region runs from base 1 to 1434 and encodes 477 amino acids.